Molecule: messenger RNA, 765 nt
Organism: Naegleria lovaniensis
Lineage: Eukaryota; Heterolobosea; Eutetramitea; Acrasida; Naegleriidae
Exons: 2
Coding region: 1-765 (254 amino acids)
Source: RefSeq, a predicted model, not a curated record
AUGAAUUCAAUGAUCGAAGAGGAUGAAACAUUUAAUGCUGCGGAAAAGUAUUUGGAUGAGAGAAUGUUUUGGAAUUUGUUGGCUUUUUUGAAUAUUAAUGAUGACAAUGAAAAGCAAACAAUUUUAAAUUCCUCAUUACCGGACGAGGUGAUGGAUGAACGAUUCAGCUUUAUUCAGGGAGGAGAAGAAUACAAGUCACAACAACAUUCAAAAUCGCCAGAAGUGCUUCCAAUGGAGUCUAAACCUAGAAGUCCAAAAAUUCGAAUGAAACCUUCUAUGAAGGAAAUAUUUGAUGGAUCUUAUUAUAAAAAGCAAAAAGAGCAUGCCAUGAGAAGUAAUCCGUCAUUAUUCAUGUCUCGCUCUGGAGCAAAUUCACUGAGUAUGUCAACCAUAAAUAUUGUCGAAGAAAAGACUCCAACCAUUGAAGAAGAAAUGGAAAAUAUCAUUGCAGAGGAAGUAGAAAAAUUAAUUCGGACUGAAAACAGGAGAAGCUUGUCACGAGGAAGCUGCCGAGAAGGAAGCUCAUCAACGAGUCCAGAGCAAAGUGAAAGUAGCCAUCAUGAGGAGGAAGCAGUAUUAUAUGCCACAGAGAACCCAUACCGAGUGUUGAAAGUGAAAAAGGAUUUGAGAAAAAUUCCAGAAACAAAGAAAAAAGUAGCAUCUCGAGAAGCCAUUGGAAAUAUCAAGUCAGUCCUACUGAAUCAAUUUGAGCUUACAACCAUGUUAAGCAAUCAGUUGAGUGAGUUGAGAAAGAAAAAGCAAUAA